This is a messenger RNA of Amphibalanus amphitrite, 1331 nucleotides long. Its product is annotated as stress response protein NST1-like. Gene Ontology annotation, cellular component: microtubule organizing center. NCBI's taxonomy places the organism in Eukaryota, Metazoa, Arthropoda, Thecostraca, Balanomorpha, Balanidae. The transcript is spliced from 4 exons. The record is from RefSeq and is a predicted model, not a curated record. Bases 384 to 1244 code for a protein of 286 amino acids.
GCUGUCAGAGACGCGCCUCGCGGGGGGACGCCGCGCAGACGGCGACGGAGGGACAAAGAGGGCGGAGCGAGAGGACAGGGGAUCGACGAGCGGGCAGUCUCGGCUCGGAGCGCGGCGAGGAGCGGUCCGUCGGCGCCGGGACGCUUCUCCAGCAGACUUUACCCGUCACCCGUGUUUGUCACUGACUCUUCGCGUGAACUGUGACCGCACUUCUGAUAGUGAGCUGCGGGUGUGCAAACAGCGAGACUCGGCGUCAGUUGAACUGAGCAGCGAGUCGUGGCGGACGGACAGAGCCCUCCCCUGGCGGGGGACGGCAGCGCGGGGCCGCGUCUGAGGCGGCCGCAGCACCUCAGUCUGACUGGAGGGAGAGCUAGGUGGACAAGAUGUACUCCAGCUCACCAAGAAGCACGCCAACGCGACGGCAGUCGUCCGCCAUAGAGCACAUUCCAUUCAGCACGAACCUGUCGCACCUCUCUGCGGAACUGGCGCGGACGGACAGCGCCGCCAGCUCCCCCUGCCGGAGCGAUGUGUCAUUCGGCAGCCACUCCUUCCGCGAGCAGGAGCACCAGAAAAAGUCGCUCGAGGAGGAGAACUUCAAGCUGAAGCUGCGCGUGUACAUGUUAGAGGAGCGACUCCAGCGUCAGGACUCCAAUGAUGGUUCCAGCAAAGCCCUGGCUGAACUCAAGGUGCAGUCGGCGGCACUGCGGGAGGAACUGGCCCAGAAGAGCGCCCUGCUGCGGCGCGCCUCGGAGACGCUGGAGGCGCUGGAGCAGCGGCAGAGCGAGCAGCAGUCGCGCGCGCGUCAGGAGCAGACGGAGCGGGCGCUGCUGGAGGACACGCUGGAGGAGCUGGAGGCGCAGUACCGCGCCGAGCUCGACCACCACCAGGCCACAGAGGCCGAGAGGAGCCGCCUGGAGGCCGCCCUCCGAGCGCUGCAGACGGAGCAGCGGCGAGCCGCCGCGGCGCGCGCCGUCACAGAGGCAGAGCGGGCGCAGCAGGAGAGGGACUGGGAGGAGGAGCGGAGUCGGGCGGAGCAGGAGCGGAGUCGUCUGCAGGAGGAGCUGCGGGACCUCCAGGCGAGGUUCGAGGAGGAGGCGCGGCGCGGCCAGCGACUGGCGGAGGAGAACGUCCGGCUGGAGACCCUGGUUAGCCGUCGGUCACCGCAGGAGACCAGCAGUACUCAGGUGAGGAUCCCGACAGCCGUACCCUGUCUAAAUUUCUUUUUUUACCUCCUUCCCAUUUAGUUCGUCCUUAGUUACACGAGGGAGACGAACAUUGGGCGAUUGACCUGUAAUUGGUCUGGCCCAUGAACGCAUAGAGAGGUUCGACCU